CGUCAUCAACGUGCGCCUCCUGUUGUGUUGUCCGCGCUAUUUAGCAGCGUGUUUUGGUUAGUGGUGUGCUACAACUGCCGUUACGGGCAUAGUUUUCUUUUUUCUACAGCGUGUCAUUUCUUAGUUAUGGAUAUGGACAGUGCCAGAUUGGUGGUGCUGCAGACCCUGACUCAGGCCACCAGCCAGGACACAACGGGGCUGAAGCCUGCAGAGGAGCAGCUCAAACAGUGGGAGACCCAGCCCGGAUUCUACUCUGUCCUCCUGAAUAUCUUCAACAACCACAUGCUUGACGUGAAUGUCAGGUGGCUUGCUGUGCUCUACUUCAAAAAUGGCAUUGACCGCUACUGGAGGAGAGUUGCCCCACAUUCCUUGUCGGAAGAGGAGAAGACAUCACUGCGUGCUGGUCUAAUUACAAAUUUCAAUGAGCCAGUCAACCAGAUCGCCACCCAGAUUGCAGUGCUGAUAGCCAAGGUGGCCCGUUUGGACUGUCCCAGACAGUGGCCAGAGUUGAUUCCCAUUCUGAUGGAGUCUGUGAAGGGCCAGGAUGGCCUGCAGCAACACCGAGCCCUGCUCACCUUCUACCACGUCACCAAGACCCUGGCAUCUAAGCGUCUGGCCCAGGACCGGCGCCUCUUUGAGGACCUCGCAUCGGGGAUCUACAGCUUUGCCUGUUCCCUGUGGAGCCACCACACCGACUGCUUCCUCCAGCAGAUCUACGCCAGUGACGAGGCCGCCGCUCUCAGUUCGCUGGAGAGGACGCUGCUGUCACUUAAAGUGCUUCGCAAACUGACAGUGCAUGGAUUCCAGACGCCGCAGCAAAAUAUGGAAGUGAUGGGCUUCCUGAAUGCCGUCUUUGAGAGGCUAAAACAGUUCCUGGAAUGCUGUCGCCGAGUUGGAAAAGACGGCGCAUGCAGAGAGAAGCUGGAGAAAACAAUUAUACUUUAUACUAAAGUGUUGCUCGACUUCCUGGACUACCACCCGGUUGCAUUUAUCUCGCUGAUCCAGCAGUCCCUGGAGUUUGCGGUCAGCUACUUGUUCACGCAUGUCGGAGAGGGGGUCACCUUCGAGCGGUUCACCGUGCAGUGCAUGAACCUCAUCAAGAUGAUCCUCCAGAACCACACGUAUAAACCUGCCAAGAACAUCGAAGACAGCAAGCCUGAGAGUCUGGAGGCUCACAACAUCAAGACGGCCUUCUUCACACACCCCACGCUGACGGAGAUCGGACGUCGGCUCGUCUCACACUACUUCCUCCUCACCGAGGAAGAGCUGGCCUUGUGGGAGGAGGACCCCGAGGGCUUCGCUGUAGAGGAAACGGGUGGGGACUCCUGGAAGUACAGUCUAAGGCCAUGCACAGAAGUACUCUUCCUAGAUUUGUUCCACAAAUUCAGCCAGACCAUGACACCGGUGCUACUGGAGAUGGUGCAGAACCUGCAGGGACCGACCAACGUGGAGGAUCCCGUUCAGUUGCUGAUAAAGGAUGCAGUGUACAAUGCAGUGGGCCUGGCAGCGUAUGAUCUUUUCGACAACGUGGAUUUUGACGAGUGGUUCAAAAACCAACUUCUAGGGGAGCUCCAGGUCAGCCAUCACAGGUACAAGCUGAUCCGGAGACGGGUCAUCUGGCUCAUAGGCCAGUGGAUAUCUGUGAAGUUCAAAUCUGACCUUCGACCUCUACUCUACGAGGUCAUACUGAGCCUCAUGCAGGAUCCGGACCUGGUGGUGCGGAUCGAGACUGCCACUACUUUGAAGCUCACAGUCGACGAUUUUGAAUUCAGGACUGAGCAAUUUCUUCCAUACUUGGAGUCAAUCUUUGGGCUGCUCUUCCAGUUGCUGCAGCAGGUGACGGAGUGCGACACAAAGAUGCAGGUGUUGCAUGUCAUCUCCUGCGUCAUCGAGAGGGUCCACAUCCAGAUCCGGCCAUACGUAGGCUGUCUGGUGCAAUACCUGCCUCUGCUCUGGAAACAGUCUGAGGAUCAUAACAUGCUGCGCUGUGCCAUUCUCACCACUCUCAUCCACCUUGUCCAGGGCCUCGGAUCAGAGAGCAAGAACCUGUAUCCCUUUCUUCUUCCUGUCAUCCAGCUGAGCACUGACGUGUCGCAGUCUCCACAUGUAUACCUCAUGGAAGAUGGACUGGAGCUGUGGUUGGUCACGUUGGAGAACAGCCCUGCCAUCACCCCGGAGCUACUCAGGAUUUUCCCCAACAUGUCAGCCUUGCUUGAGCUCACCUCAGAGAACAUGCGGACCUGCUUCCAAAUCAUCAAUGCCUACAUCUACCUAUCUGCGACCGAUUUCCUUCAGAACUAUGCAGAGGCCCUGUGUCGAUCCUUCUGUCAUCUUCUCAAAGACAUCACUAAUGAAGGACAAGUUCAAGUGCUCAAGGUGGUGGAAAUAGCGCUGAAGGUAAGCCCCAUACUGGGGGCCCACAUGUUCCAGCCCCUGCUGCCAGCUGUCCUCCGAGGCGUCGUAGACGGAGAGAGGUACCCCGUGGUGAUGUCGACUUAUCUGGGCAUCACUGGCCGUGUCCUGCUGCAGAACUCCAGUUUCUUCUCCUCUCUGCUCACACAGAUGGCCUCUGAGUGCAACCAGGGGAUUGACCAGUUGCUGGGCAAUGUGAUAGAGAUGUGGGUAGACCGCAUGGAUAACAUCACCCAGCCUGAAAGGAGGAAGCUUUCGUCCCUGGCCCUGCUCUCUCUUCUCCCGUCGGACAACAGUGUGAUCCAGGACAAGUUCUGUGGCAUCGUCAACAUCUGCGUGGAGGCGCUGCACGACGUGAUGACCGAGGACUCUGACACGGGCACCUCCAGAGACUGCAUGCUGAUGAGCAAUUUUGAGGAGCCCAAACUAAGUGAGGAUGAGGAGCCACCCACUGAGCAGGACAAGAGGAAGAAACUGGCCAGCAGACAAGUUCCUGCUGGCUCUGAAGGCCCACCACUGGAAGAGAGUGGUGAGGAAAAGAAGGUCGUGAGCAAUAGACUGAAGCUGGCCCUUGAGGACCCGGUGCACAGCGUGUCCCUGCAGCAGUUUGUGUACGAGAAGCUGAAGGCCCAGCAGGCGCUGAUGGGGGACCAGGCCUUCGGUGUUCUGAUGGAGACGGUGGACACAGAGAUCGUCCGGCAGCUCCAGGAGUUCCUGCGAGGCCUCUGAGGCAAAGCCCCCCCUUCCACACACACACACACACACACACACACACACACACACACACACACACACACACACACACACACACACACACACACACACACACACACACACACACACACACACACACACACACACACACCUCUGAUAUCUGUCAUCUACUGGAAGGGCCGAGGACAUCGGACCCCAACAAACCCACAUACAAACACCCUGCCCCCUAGUUCAGCCUUAUCAAUAUUCUGACUGGACCAUGACUACCAUCUGCAGCUUUACUCCUUCCACUUCUAUCCUUAAGCCCAAAUUAAUUAGCUUUGAUGUUCCUUGGCCCAACUCGCAUCCUAGCUACACACAAGCACCAUUGUGGUUGUUUUUAGCCCCGGACAAACCUUCAAGUCCCCGUUAAAGUACCGUAGAGCUUCCAUUCCUGUACUCUUGCGACGUUAAAUUUCCUGUUGUUUAAGAAGAAGGGAUAGAAUUGUGGAGGGAAUGCAAAAUUCAAAACUGUGUGUAUGUGUGUGUAAGAAUAGAUGUAGGAUGCAGAAUGAUAUAGCAGAAAAGGAAAUUGCUGCCAGAAGGGGCGCCACAGACUUUCUCAUGGAGAAAACCAAACGGCUCGCAGGUUGAAGAAGUGCGGAUGGCCUCCACUUGACGGACCGAAGCAGUGUUUACAGAACCCAUUUCUCCCAGAAGAGUUUCAUGAAAAAACAAUGUCAUUUUGUACAUAUGUUAGGAACGAAUGAAAUGACUGCGUGAUGAGUUUUGGAUUUUUAGUUUGCUUUUAUUUCUUGAUUUGUUUUCAACAAUUUGAUAUUUUCUUAUUAACCAGGUUCAAGUGACUACUGAGAGAUCUAGAGACCAUCUUUUAUUUUUUAUUUGGGAGGGGGGAAUUCAUCUAAUUAACUGGGUGAUUCAAAGUGGUUAAUUUGUAAAAACCACGUUUGUAUUUGUAAUAUUUCCUGCUGCUAAUUCAUGGUGUGUUAGAGCACUUUAAUAACCAAAAUAAGUGAUGUUCAGAACGCCUUGGUUUUUCUCUUGGUGUCACACUCCACCAGGAGGCGCUGAAGCUAAAUCAAGUUUUAUUUCAUUUAACACUUUUCAUAGUUUUGUUAUGAUAGCCACAACUAUGUUAUCCUUCGCAGCGUGUACAGUCAAAGCCAGCUACGCACACUAGGCCAUACAUUAGUGAUUAGGCCGUACCCAGUUAGUCAAAUAUAGAUGAGGACAAAUGUGAUCGUCCACAAAUAUAUGUUGAGACGUUUGGUAGUACCCAAACCAAAUUAAUCAUGACUAGAAUACGUUGACAACCACAUUGGAUUACCUGAGUCUGGCAAGUCUGUGGUAUAUUAUUUUAUUUAGGGGUAAUUAGUUUUAUUUUUAUGAAAUUCAAUCUAUAUAUAACUGAACGCAAUUGCCGAUGUGAAUCAGAUUGAAAAUAUCCGAUCACAAUGUAUGUUAUUAUCAUUAUUAUGGGUUUCUUAGCGUUCUCGGCCACCGCUAAGAGAUGGACCCCUUGCUAACUAUCGCGAUCCUGUGAUGGUCGGCUAGCAGGGGUAAUCACAGCCUUAUGCUUGAAGCCUUAUCUCUCAUUAUCCGUGGCCUGGGUGAAAGGGGACUUGCAUUUCAUCUAUUUUUGAGCUACACUAUAGAGGGUUUUUUAUUAUUUAGUUUUCAUUUGACAGUUUGUGUAGAGAUGGCUAGGACAAGGUUUUAGAACACAGCAUGCACCAGAGGCAAUUUUUGGUUUACUGAAUUUCCUGGUAUAGCAGGAGUGCAUCUUUGUUUAAUUUUUGCGUUUCAAACCCUUCAAUAAAAGUCAUUACUCUACCAAAA
Molecule: messenger RNA, 4965 nt
Organism: Gadus macrocephalus (Pacific cod)
Lineage: Eukaryota; Metazoa; Chordata; Actinopteri; Gadiformes; Gadidae
Gene: ipo11
Product: importin 11
Exons: 31
Coding region: 127-3141 (1004 amino acids)
Biological process (GO): protein import into nucleus
Cellular component (GO): nuclear envelope; cytosol
Molecular function (GO): small GTPase binding
Source: RefSeq, a predicted model, not a curated record